Messenger RNA from Rasamsonia emersonii CBS 393.64, 3153 nucleotides. Its product is annotated as L-aminoadipate-semialdehyde dehydrogenase. Bases 1 to 3153 code for a protein of 1050 amino acids. The record is from RefSeq and is a predicted model, not a curated record. The transcript is spliced from 3 exons. Lineage: Eukaryota; Fungi; Ascomycota; Eurotiomycetes; Eurotiales; Trichocomaceae.
AUGGCGAACGAAAACAGGGGCAAUGCCGGCAGGAGGCUGCCUGCCGCUGUCCUUGAUGAUCUGGCAAAGACAGCUCCAGACCAGAAAUUUGCUCUCAUUCCCAACGGGCCUGAAGUGUCAGAUGGCUUCCGCGAGGUCAAGAUAAGGGACCUGGCCCAGGCAGUCAAUUACGCAUCCUGGUGGAUUGAGAAGACGUUCGGUCGUCCUUCCAAGCCGGAAACGCUGUCCUACAUGGCAGCAAAUGAUAUCCGCUAUGUGAUAUUCGCUCUUGCGUCUAACAAGACCGGCUAUAAGCCCUUUCUUCCCUCCACAAGAAACUCGGAUGAAGCCUUUCUGCACCUUUUGAAAGCCACCGAUUGUCAGAAGUUCAUUUACGGCUCUGAGCGGAAACACCGAGUGUUCGAUAUCAAGAAACUCAGCCCGGAUCUCCAGAUCGUUGAGAUGCCUUCCCUGUGGGAGAUGAUCGAGGGUCAAGCUCCCCCAUAUCCUUUUGAGAAAACUUACGAAGAGGAAGAGGACAAUGUGGCCCUCAUAAUUCACAGCUCGGGCACAACAGGGUUGCCAAAGCCGGUCUAUCUCACCAAUGGAUACUUUGGUGUUAUUGAUCGUAUUGUCAAUCUUCCCUAUCCGCCUGGUCGUCGUCCCUCUUACUGGCACACUUUGGGACCGCAGGAUCUAGUCUUGUCAACAACUCCCUUUUUCCAUGUUAUGGGGUACAUGGCACUUAUGGAAUCGCUGUUCCACAGUAUUCCAUUCGUUACUCCGCCGGACAAGCCCUUGUCGCCCGACUUGAUCGUUGAUGUGAUCGAUGCCGCGAAGCCAACUGCUGCCGUAUUCCCGCCUUCUCUGCUGGAAGAAAUGAGCCAUUCGGAUCGCGCACUGGACGGUAUCUCUCGCUUGAACCAGGUGAACUUUGGGGGAGCGCCACUCUCUCCGGAGAUUGGAGACAAGCUCUGCAAAGUGACCACCUUGCUGACUGUCAUUGGUGCCAGCGAGGUUGGUCUCAUCCCCACCAUGCAGCCAUUGUCGGCCGAGGACUGGGGUUACUACGAAUGGAAUCCGUACUUCGGAGUGGAUAUGCAAUUCGUCGGGGAGAACAUGUAUGAGUUGGUGAUCAAGAGGGCCCCGACCCGAGAGUUCCAGGGCAUCUUCCACACCUUCCCCGAGCUGCAGGAAUACCGGACCAAGGACGUCUUCAUCCCGCAUCCCACCAAGCCGAACAAGUGGAUAUACCACGGGCGCAUCGACGAUGUCAUUGUCCUCAGCAACGGAGAGAAGUUCAACCCGGUGACCAUGGAGAAGAUCAUCGAAGGACAUCCCCUUGUUUCCCGUGCCGUCAUUACCGGUCAGGGUCGGUUCCAGUCGGCCCUCCUGGUGGAGCCCAACUGGAAUGAAUGGAGUGAAGACAAGCCCGUAAGCGAGCUCAUAGACGCGAUAUGGCCGGUGGUGCAGCAGGCGAAUGAAGGCGCUCCGGCUCACGGGCGUGUGCUCAAGUCCAAGAUUGGAGUGGCCAGUAAGAGCAAGCCCUUCAAGACGACGCCGAAAGGGUCCACCCAGCGGCACCAUGUCUACAGGGACUAUGCGGAAGAGAUCGAGGCCAUCUAUAGGGAGAGCGGUGAGGAAGACCUUGCCUCCCAGCAGCUGCCCGAGCAGGCAGAUCUCGCUGGGAUCAAGAACUACGUCCAGAAGGUCGUCUCGUCCAUCCUCGGCAGGUCGGAAAUUGGGGAGAAGGAGGACUUCUUUGGUGCCGGUCUGGACUCUCUGCAGACCGUUCAGCUCACAAGGAUCCUCCAGGGCGCCAUCCGCGCGCGGUAUCCGGACAAAAACAGCGAAGCCAUCACGACGCAGAGGAUCUACUCGAACCCGACAGUCGACCAGCUGUCUCGCUUCGUCAACAAGGUCAUCAACGGCGGCGAGGCAAACGGGUUUGUGGACGAAGAAUCCAGAGCAGAAAAGAUCGAGUCGCUGGUCAAGAAGUACACCGCCGACAUCCCCGUCCAGCAACUGGAUGUGCUAAACCCUCCUCCUGAUGCACACACCGUCAUUCUCACCGGCUCGACCGGUUCUCUGGGGAGCUAUCUCCUCAACGCAUUGCUGGACGAUCCCGCCACUGCCAAAGUCUACUGCCUGAACCGCUCCGCCGACGCAGCACCCAGGCAGCAGAAGAGCUUCCUGGAGAAGGGCUUGCCGUGGGACGCUCGCCGCGCGGCCAAAGUCGAGUUCCUGCAGGCGUCGUUCGGGGCCGAGAAAUUCGGGCUAGAGGACAGCAAAUACGACGAGAUGCUGCAAUCCGUGGACACCAUCAUCCACAACGCCUGGAAGGUCGACUUCAACCACGCCGUCUCGACGUUCGAGGACGUGCACAUCCGCGGCGUGCGCCGCUUUGUCGACUUCAGCCUGCAGAGCGCCCACCACGCGCACAUCCACUUCGUCUCCUCGGUCGCGACCAUCGGCGCCUGGAACCCCUCUCACGGGCCUGCCGUGCCCGAGGCCCCCGUCGAGAACCCGGACGUGACGCUCCCGCAAGGAUACGGCGAGUCCAAACACGUCUCGGAGCGGAUCUGCCUGGCGGCAUCGCGGCUCGCGGGCGUGCCGACUACCAUCCUCCGAGUCGGGCAGGUCGGCGGACCAACGCUGGAGAAGGGCGUCUGGAACCGGCAGGAAUGGCUGCCAACGAUCAUCGCGACGUCGAAAGCGACGGGGCGGAUCCCAACAGACCUGGGCUCUAUCAAGGUAGACUGGAUCCCGGUCGACAAGCUGGCGACCAUCAUCCUAGAGCUGAUCGAGACGCGACGAGGGACGCAGUCCGCGACACGCAGUACGGCCUUCAACCUGGUCAACCCAUCAACAACGACAUGGGCAUCACUCAUCCCCGCCGUGCAGCGGUACUACCCGCACGUGCAGCCCGUCUCGCUGUCGACAUGGGUCUCCGAGCUGGAACAGCUCAGCGCGACAAACCCUUCCGAGGACGAAGUCGCAGCCAAGCCGGCCCUCAAGCUGCUAGACUUUUACCGCGGACUCCUCCACACAGAGGGCGGGCUGUCAUCGCCGAUCGAGCAGCGGCAGACGAAAGAAGGCAGCGCGACGAUGCGCAAGCUGGGGCCUGUCGAUCAGCCGUUGAUGGAGAAUUGGUUGAGACAGUGGGCGUUCUAA